This is a messenger RNA of Sorex araneus (European shrew), 5840 nucleotides long. RefSeq names its product SMAD specific E3 ubiquitin protein ligase 2 (gene SMURF2). Bases 510 to 2756 code for a protein of 748 amino acids. NCBI's taxonomy places the organism in Eukaryota, Metazoa, Chordata, Mammalia, Eulipotyphla, Soricidae. The record is from RefSeq and is a predicted model, not a curated record. Gene Ontology annotation, biological process: ubiquitin-dependent protein catabolic process; negative regulation of BMP signaling pathway. Gene Ontology annotation, molecular function: protein binding; ubiquitin protein ligase activity. The transcript is spliced from 19 exons.
GGCGGCCUCAGGACCCGGUUCCCUCAGACAAGAGGGCGGGUGGAGGAGGAAGCGGCCGAGACCCGAGUCCGGCUCCGGCGCCGCCGAACACCGCCCGCCUCAGGCCGCGCCGUCCCGCCGCCUCUCGAGGCGCGCCGAGCGGACCGGGGAGGGGAAGGCGGAGGCGGCUGCGUGGAGGCGGCAGGGGCGCGGGCGGAGUCGGCGCGGCCGGCCGCGGCUGCCGCUUUGUUGUGCGGCCCGGCCGGGCCGAGGAAGGAGGAGGAGGAGGAGGGGGGAGCUCGGCGUCCCGCUCCCUCCGCGGCUCAUGGCGACGACGCUCGGCACAUCCGGGACUCUCCGGCCGUGGCGGCCGCGGCGCCGGCUGCUCGGGCCCCAGCCCCGGCCGCUGUGGUGGUGACUCCGCCGCGCCUCGCCGCCGCCGCCGCCGCCCCGCCCGCCCCGCGCCGGCCCCGGCCCCGGCCCCCGCCCGCGGCCCGCGCCCCGCCGCCCCGCGCCGCGCCGCCGGGGACAUGUCUAACCCCGGAGGCCGGAGGAACGGGCCCGUCAAACUGCGCCUGACAGUACUCUGUGCAAAAAACUUGGUGAAAAAGGAUUUUUUCCGACUUCCUGAUCCAUUUGCUAAGGUGGUGGUUGAUGGAUCUGGGCAAUGCCAUUCUACAGAUACUGUGAAGAAUACACUUGAUCCAAAGUGGAAUCAGCAUUAUGACCUGUAUAUUGGAAAGUCUGAUUCAGUUACGAUCAGUAUAUGGAAUCACAAGAAGAUCCAUAAAAAACAAGGUGCUGGAUUUCUUGGUUGUGUUCGUCUUCUUUCCAAUGCCAUCAAUCGCCUCAAGGAUACUGGUUAUCAGAGGUUGGAUCUGUGCAAACUUGGGCCAAAUGACAAUGAUACAGUUAGAGGACAGAUAGUAGUAAGUCUUCAGUCCAGAGAUCGAAUAGGCACAGGAGGACAAGUUGUGGACUGCAGUCGUUUGUUUGAUAAUGACUUACCGGAUGGCUGGGAAGAAAGGCGAACUGCCUCUGGAAGAAUCCAGUAUCUAAACCACAUAACAAGAACUACCCAAUGGGAACGCCCAACACGACCAGCUUCUGAAUAUUCUAGUCCUGGCAGACCUCUCAGCUGCUUUGUUGAUGAGAACACUCCAAUUAGUGGAACAAACGGUGCAACAUGUGGACAGUCUUCAGAUCCCAGACUGGCAGAGAGGAGAGUCAGGUCACAACGCCAUAGAAAUUAUAUGAGCAGGACACAUUUACAUACUCCUCCAGACCUACCAGAAGGCUAUGAGCAGAGGACAACACAGCAAGGUCAGGUUUAUUUCUUACAUACUCAGACUGGGGUGAGCACUUGGCAUGAUCCACGGGUGCCUAGGGAUCUUAGCAACAUCAAUUGUGAAGAGCUUGGUCCAUUACCUCCUGGAUGGGAGAUCCGUAAUACAGCAACAGGCAGAGUUUAUUUCGUUGACCAUAACAACAGAACAACACAGUUUACAGAUCCUCGGCUCUCUGCUAACUUGCAUUUAGUUUUAAAUCGGCAGAACCAACUGAAAGACCAACAGCAACAGCAAGUGGUAUCCCUAUGCCCCGAGGACACAGAGUGCCUGACAGUUCCACGGUACAAACGAGACCUGGUUCAGAAACUAAAAAUUUUGCGCCAAGAACUUUCUCAGCAACAACCUCAGGCUGGCCACUGUCGGAUUGAGGUCUCUAGGGAAGAGAUUUUUGAGGAGUCAUAUCGACAGGUCAUGAAGAUGAGACCAAAAGAUCUGUGGAAGCGAUUAAUGAUCAAAUUUCGUGGAGAGGAAGGCCUUGACUAUGGAGGAGUUGCCAGGGAAUGGCUAUAUCUUUUGUCACAUGAAAUGUUGAAUCCAUACUAUGGCCUCUUCCAGUAUUCGAGAGAUGAUAUCUAUACGUUGCAAAUCAAUCCUGAUUCUGCAGUUAACCCGGAACAUCUAUCAUAUUUCCACUUUGUUGGACGAAUAAUGGGAAUGGCUGUAUUUCAUGGACAUUAUAUUGACGGUGGUUUCACGUUGCCUUUUUACAAACAGUUGCUUGGAAAGUCAAUUACUUUGGAUGACAUGGAGUUAGUUGAUCCAGAUCUUCAUAACAGUUUAGUGUGGAUACUUGAAAAUGAUAUUACAGGUGUUUUGGACCAUACCUUCUGUGUAGAACAUAAUGCAUAUGGUGAAAUUAUUCAACAUGAACUUAAACCAAAUGGCAAAAGUAUCCCUGUUACUGAAGAAAAUAAAAAGGAAUAUGUCAGGCUCUAUGUGAACUGGAGAUUUUUACGAGGCAUUGAGGCACAAUUCCUGGCUCUGCAGAAAGGAUUUAAUGAAGUAAUUCCACAGCAUCUGCUGAAGACAUUUGAUGAGAAGGAGUUAGAGCUGAUUAUUUGUGGACUUGGAAAGAUCGAUGUUAAUGACUGGAAGGUAAACACUCGGUUAAAACAUUGUACACCAGACAGCAAUGUUGUCAAGUGGUUCUGGAAAGCUGUGGAAUUUUUUGACGAAGAGCGACGAGCACGGUUACUUCAGUUUGUGACAGGAUCAUCAAGAGUGCCUUUGCAGGGCUUCAAAGCUUUACAAGGUGCCGCAGGCCCACGGCUCUUUACCAUACACCAGAUUGAUGCCUGCACAAACAACCUGCCGAAAGCCCACACUUGCUUCAAUCGAAUAGACAUUCCGCCCUAUGAAAGCUAUGAAAAGUUAUAUGAAAAGCUGCUAACAGCCAUUGAAGAAACAUGUGGAUUUGCUGUGGAAUGACAGACUUCAAGGAUUUACCCAGGACUCUAUUUAUACCCCUGACUGACUGCCUCCUUUCAGCAGUUUCAAGGAAUGCUGAAAAACAGGAAAAUGUCCCUUCCCCCUCCCUUUAAAAAAAAUUUUUUUUAGGACACUGUGAGGGGAAAAGACAAUUUUGAAAUUCCUUUUCAAGGGAAAAAGAGGUCCUUAUGUUUUGCCAUGAGGCCACAUUCAGCUGCUAUUUAAAUUAGUAUCUUGAACCUAAAGAAUGCUGACUUUUCCUACAUUUCCAGAGUUAGGCAGGAUUCUACACUUAAAGACUACUACUAUUUUUAUAGAGGCAAUCUAUCCAGAUCACUCCGCAGAUUUCAGGUCUCCAGCAUCAAGACAACUUCAGCAGUCGGUACAAGUCACAUUUCUUUUUGAUUGAAUACAUGAUUUUGAACAGCUCCUGUACUUGCUCUUUGUAAAAAAAAUAAAAUAAAAUUAUUUUGAAUUAUUCUACCUUUAUAAACAACUGGCUAAAAGAAUCAUCCUUAAAAAUUUAAGCAAUUUACAUGUUUAGUUACAUUUUGUAUAGCAAAGCAUUAUAUUUUAAAAGCAUUAUAUGUUUCAACUUAUUUAAAGUGAGUUUUUAAAACUAUUUUUCAAGCAUGAAUUUUCCUGGAAUACUGCGCUAUGGUUUUAGUUGUCCACUUCAUUAUGCAACCAUUUAAAUUUAGUAGCUUCGUUGCUACAAUAAGAUGCCUUCAGGGGCUCCCAGUCUUAAAAAACAGUCCUUACUUUUUUAUGUCAUGUCAAUCUGAUCAGGCAUCUUGGAGUUACUCUUUAUCUUAAAUGGAAUACUAUAUGUGUAUAGAAGCCCAGAUCACCUGGAAAGGAUGGACUUUUCGUUCUUUUGCUGAAUUAGUUUAUCUUUAAUAUAUAGACAGUUUCUUAAGCCAAAGUCUUGAAGACAGGUGCACCAGACCUUAAAGUAUGGUCUAAGCGUCUAUCAAGUAAGCCAUCCAGUUCUUUGUUCAGCUUCUCAUAAUAUGAAUCAAGUUAUAAAGGAGGAAAAAUAUUACAUUGAAGAUUAUGGUAUCAAGGUUAGAACACCCUGCUUUACCUAAAAUAAAGUGGUGGGCAGUGGGGCCAGGGAUGUGAUUCCCGAAGAAACUGAUUCUCGCUCUGUAACUUUAAAAAAUGAAUUAAUUUUGGAAAUGUAAGGUAAUACCAGUGAUUUGAUUUUGAACUGUUCAGAUUUCACCUUUAAGACUUGAAGCAUAAUGCACAAUCCAGAAGUCAACCGAAAUUUUGGAAUGAGGGAUUGGGAAAAAAUCUGAACUCAUAGGUGGAGUUUUAAAUUCACCCAUCAGAAAUAAGCUCUGUUCUUUUUAAUAUAUCUAUAUUAAAAUUGAAAACCACAUUUUGAUGAGAGCUUUCUUUAAAUUUUGCAGCUUCGUUAUCAAAUAAUAGUUCUUUGUGUUCUUUCAUUUGAUGGAUUUGUUUUUCAGUCUGUGCUCUUGGACCAGAGGGUUCCUUAAAGGAGUAACAGUUUAAAAGGAAAGUGGGGCAGAAGGAGAAGAGGAAAGACCUGGUUGGUAUUAGAGCAGGGUCCUCUAACUCCCCAACCCACAGCCCCUUUAUCCAGAGCAGCUGUAGUUUUUCAUUUAUAAGUAUUCCACAAAAUUUUCAUGGGUGUGGGGAAGGUGGGUCGGGUAACAGAAGUUGAAAUUUCGCUGCUUAAAAAAACACAAAGAACUACUUGGGCAGCAUUCAGCCAAAUUUAACUGCUAUAGGCAAGCUUGUCUAGUCACAGCUGUGCAGUGGCAAUGUACUUACGCUAACCUAUUUCUUCCCAAACAGUUGUUUUUCUACAGCUUUCUUAAUAGUUCUGAAGCACAUCUUAAUAUUUAGAGGUUUCUGUAUAGUAUUUGGUGGUCUGUUUUCAGCUUUCAUGAUUGCACCUUACUGGCUGCAGGUCCAUCGUCCUUACAUUGAAGCACUAGUGCAGUGCAACUGUGCCUACUCUUACAAUCGUUCCGUAUGUGAUGAAUGCGAGAGAAGUCAUAACUGACAGUAAUAAUGAAAUGAUACUAACGUAAUGUAUAUUACGAAGCAGGCAAAUACCAUCGCUUUUUUUAGUGCCUUUUAAACUUUAUAAUAAAGAUAUUAUACUUAAUAGAGCUUUAAAACAAAUUACCCUAACAGUCUAUUAUAUCAACAUAAUUUAUAAAAACGUAUGAUUUAGAUUUCAAUUUCACAAUGUUACCUGCUUACUUCCAUAUAGGUGCUACACAUAUCGUUCCCCAUGUGUCAUUAAGCCUUGGACUUGCACUUCAUAUUUAAUGUGAAUAUUUAUUUCCGCAUGUUCCUCCUGAGUUUUUUCUAAUUCAUCCCCUAGUUGUGUUAUUUCACAUUCAUGAUUUCAUUGCCUUUCCGUCACCCAUGCUUAGUUAUGAAUAGAGGUUACUUUGUAGAGCCCAUAUGCAGUUCAGAGGUGAGUUUAACGUCAGAGGCUCUUAUUUCUUGGUGUAAAAACAAGUGCUUAUAGUAUCCGUUUUGUUUUGCACAGUCUAUUGCCCCAAAUGGAUUUAUUUUUACCAUUUUUUCUCUUAUAUUUACAGUCCAGAACAUAAGUUUCCUUUCAAAUACAGUGUAAUUUGCUUUAUUUUACAACACUAAAUCCGCUUUGAACUUCUGAUGCAUUUAACUGAUUGUGUUGAUGGGAGUUAGAGAUUGUUCCAGCCAUCUUUCCAGUGUGAUAGGACAGCUCUUCCAUUUCUGUUCUGAAGUGCAGCACACAGUCACAGGUAGCCUUUGUAGUAUUUAACAUGUUAGGAUGAUGAUUGUACCAAAUGCUGAGUUGUUUUGUUUCUAGAUGUAAUUAGUUCAUUUAAUGUAAUAUUCUUCCUUCCCUCAAACUGACUUUUAAAGAUAAAGUUUAUCAUUUUCAUUGUAUUUGUAUUUAUUACAGAGUGUUUUAGCUUUGAUAUUCUUUGUAUUUUCACUCAGUUGUUACAUGAGCUUUAUCAAUAACAUCUGUAUAAAUGGUUUUUAAAAAUGAACUGUGUAUGUGCCCGUGCCGAAGUUGAGCAAUAAAUGAAUGCUGUUUGCACUGUC